Messenger RNA from Mytilinidion resinicola, 602 nucleotides. RefSeq lists its product as uncharacterized. Bases 59 to 544 code for a protein of 161 amino acids. The transcript has a single exon. The record is from RefSeq and is a predicted model, not a curated record. NCBI's taxonomy places the organism in Eukaryota, Fungi, Ascomycota, Dothideomycetes, Mytilinidiales, Mytilinidiaceae.
CCAAGUUUCGUACAAUCAUCCUCAAUUUCCAGCGUCGCUUCCCUCAUUAGGACCUGUCAUGCUUCCAUACAGCCCUGCGGGAAACACACCGGAUACGGCUAUCAACGUUGAGGGUGACGAUGGGGCUGAGAGCUCCGCUGCUAGUACUUCCAGCGCGUCAACACCCUCCCGUGGGAAGGGGAAGGCCACGGCGUCGAAAAAGCCCCGUAAACAUCCUUGGUUGCCGGUCCAGCCGCAAAUGCCAGAACACCCAGGUACCCCAAUGGGACCUGUCCACGAGCAGAAUUUACGGAAAGCCCGCGAAAAGCAACAACGACGAGCCAAGAAGGAGCAAGUGCGGUUGAAAGCCGUGGAGGCUGGAGGAGCUCAACAGGUUGAAGAGGUUGGACAAGUUGGACGAGUUGAAGAAGUUAAAGAAGUUAGAGGAGUUAGAGAAGUUGAAGCGGAACUCCAGAGAGAGCUUCUUCCGGUCGUGUUGCAUAUGCGUGCUGCCGAGGAAGCAGCUGAAGCUAGGGUGCAUCCAACGGCAGAAAUCGCACCCUGAAUAUUAGGAUUUAUACACGUUCUUGGAAGCGCCCUAGAUGUAUCAAAAUUAGUUACCC